GUGGCUGCUUCGGUCGGAGUGACCUAGCCGACCAGAAGAAGAGCACAGGCAAGGCAGGCCGCGAGGCUCGCAAGCAGGAGAAGGCGGCGAAGACGGCAGCUUCCUCUGCCUCUGCUGCCGUUGCGAGCAAGAGCAAGAAGGCGAAGCUUGCGAAGCCGAAGACGUCGAAGCAUGAUGAUGAUGACUUUCGUUUCGAUUCCGACGACGAGAAGUCUAACGACACCGGCUCAUAUUCUUCGAGCGCCGGCGGCGAGGACGACACUGAUGCCAAGUACCAGCCGUGCUCGUCCGUCCACGAGCGGUGCCCUGGCCUCACGGGGGCCAAGCUGGUCGAUCGGCGGAUGGACAUGCAUGCUGUGUCGGGCCAUCGCAACAUCACGGUCAAGUUCUUCACCGAGAGCGGCCAGAAGUCCAUGGUGCCCCACCCGCUCAACGAGAGGAAGCAGGACACCGUCCUCGAGGAAACACUGAGAGGUGUCGGACCGUAUUUAAUGAUCACGUACGGUACUUUGAGUCGCGCUGUGUACAAGGCCUCUGAAGAGGAUCCCAAAAACAAGAUGGUAAGAUACACACUUAAGCAGGGGCUUCGCAACAUGACAGUCUUGGAUCAUCGUACGCCGAAAGAUGUGAUAAUGUUGUUGCUGAACUUCCACAACGCGUGGCACGGUGGAUCCGCUUUCACGUUGCUGCAGUACUUCGACCUCACCAGGGAGUGCAUGGCGGGCCACAAGACCGGGCGCACCAGCAGCGGGGAGACCUACGCCUCCACGUGGGACUGGGUGUGUGCCACGUACCCCGAGAAGGACAGGCGUAUCAAGAGCGGCAACGAGAUGCAAUCUGCGACGGUCCACUUGUUCAAAUUCAGCUUCGCUUAUCCGCCGCACCCCACCGCACUCGUUAACUUGAUGAAGCGGUUCAAGAUAACCGAGGAGACACGCAAUUAUCUCGGUGCCAAUUGCCUCUUCCGCGACAAGCGCAUGGACAAUACUGUUGCGUGCUUCACCCUGCACCAGAUCGCUGUGUCAAUAUUCCAUGACACAGUCCGCUCGGUCGUCGAUCUCGACAUCUUGAAGCUCGUAUGGUUCAGCGUCCUCCCGAUGUGCGUUCCUGUGAAGAUGCCCGCUGCUGGCGGACGCGCGCCGCCCAUGGUCUUCGACCGCAUCCAGCAGGACAAGUGCAAAUGGUUGGUUCAGGCGAUGUCGGACAGCAUUGUCGUCAAGCGCGGCAUCGAGGCUGCGCGGAAACUGAAGGAGAAGGCUGCGCGGCCGCCGACAGCACCAUCUGAUCCCAAUGCCAGGACCUCAGGCCGCUCGGGAGCGGGGAAGAGCUCCUCGAAGGGCGCGCCGAAGGAGGAUUUCACCGGUGCCAACUUUGAGCAACACCAGACCAAGGUGCGCCUGGGAUACGUCACGUACGAGAAGUGGUCAGAUCUGCGUCCAAAGCUUCGUGACCUUGCAGCUGCUACAGCCAUGAGCCGCGUCGGUGCUAUCGGUGCUGAUGGCGACAUCGACAGAGUCGAGAUGACCGUUCCCGAUAUCAUCGUGGCCAGCCUCGAGAACGCCACGCCUGCUGCCAGCGCGCCCGCCAUCCGACCGACAGAGCAGUCGAGGCUCCUGGACGCGCUGCAGACUGCUGCGGGGUCCGAGUGUGGCGAGCGGCUCAGUGAUUUCACCUCUACCAACAAGAUUAAGACCACGCAGCCGAAGCGCCAUCCUUCCUGCCGCGGCAUCAUCGAUGCGCUGGCCGACCACCUUGGAGCCAACAACGGCGAGAUUGGUCGUUCGCUGGCCGAGGCCGCAUCUGGCAGUGGCGACGCGGAGGUUGUACUGGCUACCUUCCUGCAGCAUCUUCUCUCACCGGUGUACGAUAAGCUAUCGGAUGUGUUCGACUCCUCCAUGAUGGAGAUGUGCCAGCUGACAUGCCAGUACGUGCAGUUAACGGCCCAGAUGCCUGCCUGCAUGCUGAAGUACUUCAAGAACGUGUCGGAGCUCAUCGACUUCAUGCGCCUGAGGCCUGUCUACGCGCACCUGGCCAUCAGCGACAUCCUUUCCACUAGCGAUGAUUUCGUGAACCUCUCCGGGUCUCACGGCCGCCUCGACUUGGCGAAGUUGACAUCGUCCGCCAGGGAUGCUAGUACCCACUUGCGCGACGUGGAUCGUCGCCUGAAGUUCGACCAGUGGGUGCCAGCCUACACUGCGUUUGUGACGGGCGCGUACGCCGGCGCCACCUCGCACGACUCGCUCCGCGAGACCAUCUUGACCAAGUACACGCUCCCAGAGGCUCAUGCGCCCUCUCCAGCGACCAGUGCGACUGCGUCGCCGUCGGCUGCGACCGACGGUGCACCUCCUGCUGCUGACUCGCAGGCCGCCCUGACCAACUUCGACGGCGCGCUGGUGGAGGCCGAGCAGUGCGGGUACGCCUGGCCGCCGCAGGCGAUACCCUUCGUGGACAUCUACGGGUUCACUCGGUUCAAGAACUCGGAGGCGAUCGCCCUGGCAGCCGGCUCGCACAUCAACCUGGCGGGUGAGUUGUGCGGCGACGGCUCGAAGCCCCCUCCCGAGUGCGCGUAUGAGAUGCCGACGGGAGAAUUUCCUACAGCGUACUGGCUUCGCAUGUUUAUGAAUUUUAUUGGGCCCAUGCUGGAUCGCAUUGCAUAUGGCCUGCCGAACUCCGAGCAGCUGGACCGCAUCGCAAUCGAGUGGGUUCCAGCAGAUGACGCUGCGGCUGGUGGUAGUAGGCCGAAACCGCCCCAGCAUAAGGUCGUCGCUAGCAGCCUGGACGACUUGAAGGAGCUCGUCUUCACUGGUGAGGUCAGUCUCUCGCGCGGGAGCCGCUCGCACUUGCUGUGUGCGAUCAAGGUACCGGCCACGGACCCCAGGGACUCGCUUCUCAUGGGGAUCUACGUGGUCCCCGACAAGUCAGAUGCGGCCACCUCCAAGUGCCCCGUGCCAGCGUGGAUGGUGCGAGUGGCUACCGACGCGAAGGAGGCCAACCUGAUUGGUCAGAAGCGCAUCGUGCGGCUUGAUCUGCCAGGCUACCUGGUGAAGAAUGCGGACGCGACGACGGCUAUCAAUAUCCAGGUGACCCUUCUCACCCUCGCCUCACUCCUGAAAAUGAUCAUGAUGGAUGAGAUGUGGGUGACGUACCUCUCGGCACAGUCGGCAGAUUCGACAGGAGCUCCGCGUGCGCCUGAUGCGUGUGAGGCAGGGCCAGUCGAGCUGGUGCGCGCGGUGCUGCCUGGCGAGUGCAUGCCGAAGCAGAGGAAGUCUCGGUGCGCGAACCAGCCGCCGGCCGACGUUUCCGCGCUCUUCGGGCCCACCGCGGCGUCGGUGCAUAUGGCCAAGCUCGCCGCUAUCGAGGCUGGCGCGGAGACAGGCCAGACGGGCGUGACGGGCGGGGCUCAGGCUCAGCCUCAGCAGGGUCAGAGGAAGAAGAAGUGCUCGUGCCAGCACUUGCUGAGUUGA
Prorocentrum cordatum is the source of this 3464-nucleotide messenger RNA. The record is from the annotation of a GenBank genome assembly. NCBI's taxonomy places the organism in Eukaryota, Dinophyceae, Prorocentrales, Prorocentraceae.